Messenger RNA from Penicillium cataractarum, 777 nucleotides. RefSeq lists its product as uncharacterized. The coding region runs from base 1 to 777 and encodes 258 amino acids. The transcript has a single exon. The record is from RefSeq and is a predicted model, not a curated record. NCBI's taxonomy places the organism in Eukaryota, Fungi, Ascomycota, Eurotiomycetes, Eurotiales, Aspergillaceae.
AUGGGCUUCAUUACAUCCGUGGCUCGCUGCGUACGAGAAAACAAACUCUCGCGCAGAUUAUCAAAUGCAAAGCCCCAACGACUUGACGAUGACUCGAACGAUUUGAUCAAUACAACCUCCCAUACCCCCUCCGCUGCACGCCCCGAGAGCAUUGCAUCUGCAUCUACCAUGGUCCAGCAUUCAUCCCAGGAACCGGUUGUCCCGACUGAAUCCCCAGCUCACAUGAAGCAGCUGGACCACUGGGACUUGAACAUUCGCACGCUGUUUGACGAAGUGGAUUCGCUGGAUCCCGAAACAAGUCGAGCUAUCAGGGCGUUGUCGAUGCCUGAGUAUCCGGUUCUCAGGAUGGAUACUAUUCAGUCACCGCUCGAUACGCCGACGAAGAAACUGGACGAUGCAAUUGAUCCGGGUGAUAAGGAAAACUGCUAUCGGAGGGGUGGGGGCAAGGAGGGAAAGUCAAGGAAAUCCCGGAAGAGUCAGGAUGAAAAGAGCAGAGCGGAUACUCAGAGCCAAGAUUCUGGCAAGGGCUUCAAAUUGAAACGAUCAGUGACUGAGUUACUCAGGAGACGCUCGCUCAAGAACCCACGAACACCAACAUCGCUCAAGACUUUGCGGAAUCCAAACUCGCCGAAGUGGUUAGAUUCUUCCAGUAUUGUGGAGGAGGAUGAUGUGGAUGAGAAGGAUGAGAUGAAGUGGAUGGAAGCGAAUGGAUUGCGCAGAUUUGACAAGAAGAGUAAUGGGUUCUGGACGGGCGAGGGAGGGGGAAGACUGUGGUGA